AGUGAUCUCACCCAGCUCUUUCCGAUUGGAUGGCUAUAUUAAGAAAAUGAUCCGGAUCUUUAAAAAGCAGGCGAACAUUAGUUUUCCUUCAGAAAUAGCGGCCGAAACGGAGAGAAAGGGACAGAGAAAGACAAGGCGUUAUAUAACUAUUCAUUGUGGAAUUGCUUUGUCUACACACCGCUUUUUAGCUUUGUAUUUUAGAGACUACACAAUAUUAAAUUAGCACUAAAUCGCGUUUUAUUACAAAGGCAAAAGUUCAUAUUCUUGUGUUUUAUUUUUGCACAAAUAUUCCGCAACAAAAUCUAAUGGCUGCUAUCAGGAAGAAGCUGGUGGUGGUCGGAGAUGGUGCUUGUGGUAAAACGUGCCUGCUUAUCGUCUUCAGCAAAGACGAGUUCCCCGAGGUGUAUGUGCCAACAGUCUUUGAGAACUAUGUCGCCGACAUCGAGGUGGACGUCAAACAAGUUGAGCUGGCUCUUUGGGAUACCGCUGGCCAGGAAGACUACGAUCGCCUCCGCCCUCUCUCCUACCCGGACACCGAUGUGAUCCUGAUGUGCUUCUCCGUGGACAGUCCCGACUCGCUGGAAAACAUCCCGGAGAAGUGGGUGCCCGAAGUGAAGCACUUCUGCCCAAACGUGCCCAUCAUUUUAGUAGCCAACAAGAAGGAUUUGAGGAACGACGAAAGCGUCCGCAACGAACUGGCGAGGAUGAAGCAAGAGCCGGUGAAAACUGAGGACGGCCGGGCCAUGGCAGUGCGAAUCGGAGCCUACGAUUACCUGGAGUGCUCGGCCAAAACCAAAGAUGGAGUGCGGGAGGUUUUUGAGACUGCAACGAGAGCUGCACUCCAGAAGAGAUCCAGACCGUCGGGUGGUUGUGGGAACUGCUGCAAACUGUUGUGAUUUCUAACACAAUAUAACUGCGACUGAUCAUGAACCGAAACGCUUACUUCUAAGCAAGUAUCACGAGACCCUCUCCGGCAAUCGGUGCCAAGAUUCAAACUCUCAAAAAAUCUGACUUGUGUGCGUUUUCUUUCUUGUGUCGAGAAAAUAUGGGAGAGAUAUUUUCACCUGACAUAAAAUAAGACUAUUUGCUGAUUGGCCGGGUGGAUUCGGGAUUCAGAGCUAUGGUCAACAGCAAGCCGUGUAAAUCUAGGUCUGAAAUCUGUAAUUCGGGACUGUGAAACGUUUAGCUGCUGUGUUAAUUAUUAACUAUAUCGUCCGGCCACCCCGGGGAAGCAGAGGGGAUGAGAAGCCACCUGGAAAAUGGACAGUUUAAGUUCGUGAUUUGAAGUGUGUGGUGUGGUGGGGUGGGGGAUAUCAAUUGAGAAGUGAUUAGACCAGCUAGGAUGGACUGCUUAAUAAAGUUCUUUAAACCAGGGGCAUGCAGUGAGCCAAGAUUAUUUUAAAAAAAAGGCUUUGUCACCACAGAUACGAUGCCUGCUUUUCAGUCAAGAGUGACUGCUGAUGCUGUAUUUUAUAGUUGAUGUAUUGAAAACAAAGUGUCAGGUUUAUUUUGAUUUUUUUUUUUCUUUGAUUGGUUGCACAAAUGGGUUUUAUGCCACAGUGAUGCACUUACACCAUCAGCAUAAAACAUUGAAGCAUUCUCAACUUUAUUUAUUUUUUUAACCAUCACAUCAAUGUAUCCAGCUCUAUUUUGAUAAGUUAGGUAUUGUGAGUGGUAAAGCCACUGUACUAUUUGCCUCGAAACCUUGUGGCAUCACAGAAUUAGGUGGAACUUGUAACACAGAUGGUAAUUCUUUUAAAUGUGUUAUUUAAUAAAAAAAAAAAAAAAAAAAAAAAAAA
Molecule: messenger RNA, 1799 nt
Organism: Acipenser ruthenus (sterlet)
Lineage: Eukaryota; Metazoa; Chordata; Actinopteri; Acipenseriformes; Acipenseridae
Product: rho-related GTP-binding protein RhoB
Exons: 1
Coding region: 306-896 (196 amino acids)
Biological process (GO): small GTPase-mediated signal transduction
Molecular function (GO): GTPase activity; GTP binding
Source: RefSeq, a predicted model, not a curated record